GUAUAUAAGGACACAGCUAUGCCAGGAUCUUUGUGAGCUCUCCACUUUAAAAACAGAAUGCUGCGGUACGUUGUGGCCCUCUGUCUCCUGGCUUUCUCCUGGGCCCAGGACUGCCAGGUGGCCAACAUCCAGGUCAUGCAGAACUUUGACAGGACAAGGUAUACAGGGACGUGGUACGCCGUAGGAAAGAAGGACCCAGAAGGUUUGUUCUUACUUGACAACAUCGUGGCGAGCUUUAAUAUCGACACUGAAGGCAAAAUGACUGCCACUGCUGAGGGCAGAGUUAUCAUUUUAAACCAAUGGGAAAUGUGUGCCAGCAUGUUUGCCACCUUUGAGGAUACUCCUGACCCUGCCAAGUUCAAGAUGAAGUACUGGGGAGCUGCAUCGUACCUGCAGACUGGAAACGAUGACCAUUGGGUGAUUGACACCGACUAUGACAACUACGCCAUCCACUACUCCUGCAGACUGAUAGACUCUGACGGCACUUGCCUGGACAGCUACUCCUUCAUAUUCUCUCGUCAUCCGACCGGUCUGAGGGUGGAGGACCAGCCCAAUGUCGUGCAGAAGAAGAGGGACCUCUGCCUGCUGGGCAAAUACAGACGCGUCGAACACACUGGCUUCUGCGUGUCCAACCAAUCUGUCACUCCAAAAAUUGAUUCAUGAAGCAACCCCCCCGGGACUGUGUACCACCACCGCCUGCUCGUCUUGGACUAAAUCCCACCAGAGUUCUCUCUCUUCUGCUGUAGAAAGUAGAAAGUAGCCCACUCUUCUUUUAAAAUAUUCUAAAAAUGGCGAAACCAUAAACUGUCACAUUCACACAAACUGUACAUAGAAAGGAAAGAUGAGGAAUUUCAGAGUUGUGUGAAACAACAUCCAUCAUGAAAACCAGUGGAACUUGCCCCGCUGGUUCCAGUGAGAGAAAAAAGACACAUCAGAUCACUGAAAAGCUAAUUUUUGGAGUUUGUGGAGCAGGCCAAUGUGACAAAUAAUCAGUUGUGAAAAUCUUGUUGUGUUUACCACAAAACCAGGUUCACAAGUCACUGACUCUGCUUUUACACUGAAAACAUACAAUACCUUAUAGCACAAAAGUAGAUAUUGUUAAACCUUCAUACAUAUUAAGUUGCGUGCUAUAUAGGCAUAGUAGUUUGGUUGUUACGUGAUGAUCUGAUGUAUACUUCUUGAUCCGGUAUUUGAAAUAAAACAUUCAUACCGUG
This is a messenger RNA of Anarrhichthys ocellatus (wolf-eel), 1214 nucleotides long. RefSeq names its product retinol binding protein 4, plasma (gene rbp4). Gene Ontology annotation, molecular function: retinol binding; retinol transmembrane transporter activity. The coding region runs from base 58 to 663 and encodes 201 amino acids. Lineage: Eukaryota; Metazoa; Chordata; Actinopteri; Perciformes; Anarhichadidae. The transcript has 6 exons. Gene Ontology annotation, biological process: retinol transport. The record is from RefSeq and is a predicted model, not a curated record.